AUGACAGAUAACUGGGAUAGGACCCUCUUUGACAAGGACCUAAAAGCCAUAUUGGAAACAAAACUUCCCGUAUCAGCUUCCAAAAUCACCUCAUUACAAGCUUUGGCCACUGCUCAUCCACAGCAUCACAAUUAUAUCACACAAUGUAUUGCUCGUUUCAUUGAGAGCGCUCCUCCGGAUUAUCGCUUAGCAGGUUUGUAUGUUAUCGACGCUAUUUCACGUGCUUGCCACAAGCAACAAAGAAAACGAGAGGAAACCGGCGAAGGACCUUCAGAAUUGGAUGGAUAUCUCAAGCGAUUUGCGGUUGUGCUCAAGGAUAGCAGCAUGAAUGGAUGCUUUGAGCCCUGCUCAACAAAGGAUAAGGAUAAGGUCAAAAAGACACUCGACUUUUGGGAGCAAGGAAAUGUCUACUCCAAGGAAACAGUGCAGCACAUAAAGCGAUCCUUUUUGACAGCUGGCGGCGUGACGAAUUCUGGUUUGGAUCAAGCAAAAGUUGCUCCUCCCGUGGACACUGCAUCUCUGCUGGCUACCCUUAGUAACAUUGGAAAUGGCUCAUUGGCAAAUCUCAAUAUUCCUGGCAUGACGCCUACACCUCCUCCUGCUGUCGCUGCUGCUCCUGUUGCUCCAGCGAGCACGUCUGCGCCAAUGCAAACCAGCAACCCUCUGCUGCCUCCUGCUCUGGCCAAAUUGCUCGGUGGGUUAGUAACUUCGCCUCCUCCAGCAUCAAAUGUCACUCCUCAGUCACCACCUUCCUCUGAUCCUCGCAUGCGCAACGACCCUCGCAUGCGUAAUGAUCCUCGAAUGGCAGCAGAGACACCUGCUAAGGCUGCGCCUACCUGGCCUCCACCUCAAGGUCCCUCUAUUCCUGCUCCAACCCGCACAACAGAGAGAAAGUCUAGAUGGGGAAGCCCUAAUGAUGUAGAUACUACUAAAUUCAAUGCUGCCGUAUCCCCGCCUCAACCACUUAUGCAGGAUUCCUGGCAGCAACGACAGCCGAUGCAAGAUAGCCGUAUGGGAGCCAACAGUUACCAACAGAGACAACAGCAGCCACCUUUCCAAGUACCUCCUACACAAGCACAACAAUCUUAUGUUCCACCAUACCAGCAGCAGAGCCAACCUUACUCUCAAAACGCUUACCAGCAACAGCCUCAGUCCUUCAAUCAACAGCCUUAUCAGCAGCAAUCGCAGCCAUUUUACAAUGAUCAUGCACCACCAUCUCAGCAACAGCAGCACCAACAACAACACCAUCAAGAAGGUGCUGAUCCUGUUCGUGAUCCCUCUUUGCCUCCUGGUACUAUCAAAGUCCUUACAAGAACCCUUUUUGUUGGUCCUAUUCCUGAUCACUAUGAAAAGAACGAUGUUGCACAAUUAUUUAGUAAAUACGGUGAAUUAGCAAGUGUAAUUGUCGCUAAAAAGCUGAAAGGUCGUCAUAACGCUUUCCUCAAAUUUACAACAAGAGCCUCUACAGAAGCUGCCAAGUAUGAAUCUGAAGGACUCGUGGUGGAAGAUGUGCCGGUUAAAGUGAACUGGGCAUUUGGGUUUGGGCCAAAGAAGCACUUUAACUAUGAUCGUGGAGACUCCAUUAUUCCACUGGCAGAAUUGAGUUCUGUUGAGAAAGACUAUUUGGUCAAUGCUCCCGUGGGUGGAUUCCAUGGCCAACCUGUACGUGAGUUGAUGGUCAUUGAGGAACCAGAGGCUCAAUACCGUCCUGAAUGGAAGCAUGCAAAUGGAGGUGGUGGUGGAGAUGAUCAGCCACGCGGAUUCAAACGCCAACAAGGCAAUCAUAUGGGUAGUGGAGUUAAUUUUGAAGAAAUCAACCAUGGCAGAAAACGAGGCAGAUUUGCUGCAGCCAACAACAAGCACAACAAUUAUCAUGAUGAUGGCUACCAUCAAAACCCCUCCAAGUUCUACGACGCUUCUCCAAUUCGAAAUGGCGGACGAGGACAUGGCUUUGGCUAUCAACAACAACAACACCAGCAGCAGCAGCAGCAGCAACAACACUAUGAUGGCGCUUCUAGCAUACCAUAUUCAGAUCAUCAGUAA
Mucor velutinosus is the source of this 2043-nucleotide messenger RNA. RefSeq lists its product as uncharacterized. NCBI's taxonomy places the organism in Eukaryota, Fungi, Mucoromycota, Mucoromycetes, Mucorales, Mucoraceae. Gene Ontology annotation, molecular function: RNA binding. The record is from RefSeq and is a predicted model, not a curated record. The transcript has 5 exons. The coding region runs from base 1 to 2043 and encodes 680 amino acids.